Symbiodinium sp. CCMP2592 is the source of this 468-nucleotide messenger RNA. The record is from the annotation of a GenBank genome assembly. NCBI's taxonomy places the organism in Eukaryota, Dinophyceae, Suessiales, Symbiodiniaceae.
AUGACCGGAACCGUCCCAGCACCUCCCGGGCUCGCUCCGAACCCGAGCCUCGGGCUGCCGAGUGCUGCCCUCAACGGUGGCGCACGAUCCGAGGACGUUACAACGGAUGUGAAGCAGGAGAUCUCGAACAAGAUAGGACAACAGGUGCAGACCCUGUUGCUUCAAGCAAAGAAAGAGUCCGAGCAGAAGGUGACCGCUGAGCUGAAGCUCCUGCACCAUGCCAUGCAGGAGAUGGAUUCUCGACUUGAUGGUCUCGUCAAGCAGCUGGACGAUAUGCAGGUGCAGCCGAACCAGGAGGCCCUGGAGCAAGCAGCAGUGGUGCAGGCCCUGGCGAAGGUUGAGCAGCAGUGGGGCAAGGCCUGUCCCUACUUCUAUGAAGCGAUGCCUCUGAUGUUCGUCUGUGAAGCUCAUCGUGAGGAACUUGGCAAGCUCAAGGGGGAGCUGCAUCAGCUGAUGGGCUGCAGAUAA